Messenger RNA from Girardinichthys multiradiatus, 8876 nucleotides. It is a transcript of the gene wnt5b, whose product is annotated as wingless-type MMTV integration site family, member 5b. Gene Ontology annotation, molecular function: cytokine activity; frizzled binding. NCBI's taxonomy places the organism in Eukaryota, Metazoa, Chordata, Actinopteri, Cyprinodontiformes, Goodeidae. The transcript is spliced from 8 exons. The record is from RefSeq and is a predicted model, not a curated record. Gene Ontology annotation, cellular component: extracellular region. Bases 998 to 2116 code for a protein of 372 amino acids. Gene Ontology annotation, biological process: neuron differentiation; multicellular organism development; canonical Wnt signaling pathway.
UGUACAGUAAAGGCUUGAUUGACUGUAAUUGUGCUGCAACUGUGUAGAAUCUCACAGGUGGGUCUCAUUAAGCUGAUUAUCAGCCGCUAACUGUAGGACAGCUUCUCGGUGACUUCUGCUUCUUUAUUAGGAGAAACCUGAAAACUAAGGAGUUCUUCUCCCCUCUGCAUCUUCCACCUUUCCUCCUGUCUCUCUGUAGCGGUGGACAGAUGAGAGCAGAGGACAGUUGAUAAGGAAAACCCUGUCCAGAGUUUUGUUAUUUCUCUCCAGUCCCUCUGUGUCUGUAGCUUCAACUUCUCGCUCUGUUUUUCUGCGCGUAAAAACUUUGGGAAGCCCGGUCUCCUCCCUCCCUCCCUCCGUGCGUAAUUCUGUGGAAGAGCUUUGCAAACUUGUGAAUAAAUCUCACAAUUUCUGGCACCUGUUGCCGAGAGCACGGAGCACAGAACUGGACUUUAUUCCUGCGGGACAACUUGGGACUGACCCGGACCCGGACCAGGUUCCACGGAUCACGCUCCAGCAGCAGCUGCUGCCGCUUGGACACCCCCACCACCACCCUGCACCGCCUCAUAAAAACGACCGCUUUUGUGACAAAGAGGACUUUAGACGUCGAGGAGUGAAAUGAAUGAAGGAAGGAAGGGUUCCAGAAAGUGACACUUGAAGGAAUCUGUGCGCGUCUCGUAAAACAACGCAAAAAAACAAAAACAAACAAGAGCUGAAGCAGGAUCAGCCUGAAAAACAGCGCUGAGUGUGAAGUUUCCAACCGGACACUGAGACUUUAACACCUCGGAUGGUGGAAGGAAAAACUUUUUCUGCAGAGCUGAUCAGCAAUUCUACUCCACAGAAGAAGAGAAGGUUUGGUGCUGACUAUAGCAGACUUUAGGACAGAGGUGCUUCCCCCCACUGCCUCAUCCCCAUUCUGGUUUAACUCCAACCAGCCUCAGACCCACAGAGCCCUUUGCCCCGGUCUGGCUGCUCGGCGGUGCCGCGGCGGACAAUCAUGUACAACAGGCCGGUCCCGAGAAGACGAACCGGAGCCGUCCGACAUCUGCUGCAGCUGGCGUGCGUCUUACUCGCCUGCAGCUCCCAGCUUCUGAUGGCGGAGGCAAACUCGUGGUGGUCUCUAGGUUUGACCCCAAUCCAGAGGCCUGAGAUGUACAUCAUCGGCGCUCAGCCUCUCUGCAGUCAGCUUUCUGGCCUUUCGCAGAGUCAGAGGAAGCUGUGCCAGCUGUACCAAGAUCACAUGAGCUACAUCGGAGACGGAGCGAGAACAGGCAUCAAGGAGUGCCAGUACCAGUUCAGACAGAGGAGGUGGAACUGCAGCACUGUAGACAACACGUCCGUGUUUGGACGCGUCAUGCACAUUGGCUCAAGGGAGACGGCAUUCACCUACGCCAUCAGUGCAGCCGGUGUUGUCAACGCCAUCAGCCGGGCGUGCCGUGAGGGUGAGCUCUCCACCUGUGGCUGCAGCCGCGCUGCCCGGCCGCGCGACCUGCCGCGUGAUUGGCUGUGGGGAGGAUGCGGCGAUAAUGUGCAUUACGGCUACAGGUUUGCUCGGGAAUUUGUCGAUGCCAAAGAGCGGGAGAAGAAUUACCCGCGCGGGUCGAGAGAGUACGCUCGAAUCCUCAUGAAUCUGCACAACAAUGAAGCUGGGAGACAGGCGGUCUACAACCAAGCCCAUGUUGCCUGUAAGUGUCAUGGAGUCUCCGGUUCCUGCAGUCUGAAAACAUGUUGGCUUCAGUUGGCUGACUUCAGGCAAGUUGGAGAAUUUCUAAAAGAGAAAUACGACAGCGCUGCAGCCAUGCAGAUUGGACGCAAGGGAAAGCUGGAGCUCAAAGACAAGCGCUUCAACAACCCGACGCCUGAGGACAUGGUCUACAUUGACCCAAGCCCCGACUACUGCCUCCGAAACGAGACCACGGGCUCACUGGGAACGCAUGGCCGUUACUGCAACAAAACCUCAGAAGGCAUGGACGGCUGCGAGCUCAUGUGCUGCGGCAGAGGGUACGACCAGUUCAAGACCUACAAGCACGAGCGCUGCCACUGCAAGUUCCACUGGUGCUGCUACGUCAAGUGCAAGCGCUGCUCGACACUCGUGGACCAGUUUGUGUGCAAAUAGCACGAGGGUGAACUCUGGCCCAAAUAAUUGGGAAUGAAAACAGACAAGAAGAAGGGGAAGAUGAUGAAGAGUGAUGAUAUCCAUUUUAAUAUAAAGAACUGAUCUAUGGACUUAUAUAUAAAAAAACAUGUCCAAUAUCCUGAUCACGACCCUGAUGGAAGGAUGAAAGAACAAGAGCACACAUGAUGAACAAAUAAGGAUGAAAGGGAAAAAAGGACCAAGCUUGAAUCCCUUAGAAUGGGACACAAUGACCUGUGUGAGCUGAAGAGAUGACAUAAAAAUAUAAUUAAAGGAAAAAUAAAUGUACAACUUAUACAUUUUAAUUUAAGAGACUUCCAUUUGCUUUUAAGUUUGAAGCAGCCUGAUUCCUCUGUUUGUCCGUUACUUUUUAAUGCAAGAGCACUGCUAACAUUGCCAUAUGCACUCCCAUCCCCACAGUGCAAACAAAGAAACGCCCCAAACUACAAUCAUCAGGAAGAGAAUGAACCCAGGUGAUAAAAAUAGAAAAUCAGCCUAUAGUGCCUUGUAAAAAUAUUUAUACCCCUUUAACUUUUUCACUUUUUGUCAUGAUACAGCCACAACCUGGAUUUUAUGUAACAAACCAACAAAGCGUGGCGCCUAAUUAUGCAAUAGAAGGAAAACAAUCCAUGGUUUUAAAUAUCUUUACUUUGUUGAGCUAAGUCUUCUUACAGGUGGUUUUUAAUAUGGGACAUAUGGGAGUUGCACAGGGUGACGCUACAGAACAAGCCCAGGGGACGUACAAACACCAUGUUUUGAAAAAUAUCAUUCCGCCCUUAGGUUUUGUAUUGCUGGUAUGUGUAUGCAAGCAUCCCUCUGUGUUUAGCAGGCACGCCCGCCUACUGCCAAGAAAGGAAAGACAAGGCUCUGUUGAGUGAGGCACCACUUACACUUCUCUGAGCACUACCUUAAGUUACGCCCUACCAGAAAAUUUGUUUUCGCAAAUUGUGCUGUAGUGUGGUAUUGGGAGGAGAAAAAGGAAUGGGCUCACCCAAGGCACCAAUCAUUCAAGGACUUUGCAAAUCUAGAGACAUUCUUUCUAGUUAGACUGGAUGGAGAACAUCUGUGAACAUUAAUUUUAAAGUAUCCAAGUCUUUCAAGCCCAAAUUUGGUUCAUUCCUUGACCUUUCCUGGGUCACUAUAACACAUAGAUAUGUUUGGUUGCACUGUAGCUCUGGCUGUAUAUUUAGGGUUGCUUUUCUGUGAGGAGGGGAACUUCCAACCCAGUCUGAAGUCUUUUGGAGCUGCUAACAGGUCUUCUUCUACAUUUGUUCUGAAUUUACAUUCAUCUUGCCACAAACUUUAACUAGCUUGUUUGUUGUGGCUUAGGAAACGCAUACCCACAUCAUGAUUAUUCCACCACAAUGUAUCACAGUAGGGAUGAUGUAUUCAGGAUGUUGUCCAGGUUUAGUCUGUGCCACAUUUUGCAUGUAGGCAAAAAAGUUAAGUUUUAGUCAAAUCUGCUUCAACAUGUUUACUGCUUGUUGCCAACUUCAAAGUGAACUUUUUAAGGAGCUUACACACUAAAUACAGUAUCUGUCAUUUGUAUUUCAAGCUCCACGCAACAACGGCUUUGUCCUGCACCGCUCCCACCUCAACAUGGAAGUGCUAGCAGCUCUGCAGCGGUUGCCACGCAGUCAGGUUAAUGUCGAUAUUUGUUGCACUUUGACUGCAGUUACACAGCGACGGAUACUCGCACAACGAGUAGAUACAGGAUAUCUAUCAAACUGCUGCAGCAGCCUGUAAAUGUGGAACAGAGCUCCUUCACAUGCUCCGCACUGAUCUGUGAAGGGUCUUGUCAUGAUUUUCUUUCAAUGUUAUUCCUCUGCUUCUCUGUCGCAAUAGUCGCAUUGGUUUUAGCCCAAAAGACAUUUGAGAUUUUCAGAUAAAACCUACAACUCCUAGUAAUAAUAUUAAUAAUACUUUUUAGUGUAAAAUGAUACCUCUCUUGCGUUGUACUUUGGCAUGGAGGAACAGAGUGCAGUGCUAUCAGUGUUGUUAUCAGUUUAGUGCCACAGGAUUCACUGUGGCACCAGGUUUAACGAAUUCCAUUUUUGAUGUGAAAGGCCCUCUAUGAUUCUCUUCCAACAGUGUUUUCGUUCUUACCACUCGUUGCCAACCUGAGUGACCUGGAACGUUGGUACAACAGCAAUAAUGUAUUUUGGUGCUAAGUCAUUUAGUGAUUAAUAAACUAACGUAAGUAUUUUAAAGUCUAUUCUCUGACAUUUGGGGAGCCAGUGCAAGGACCUAAGAAUUGGGCUGAUGUGCUCUACUUUCCUAUUUUUAGUGAGGGCAGCAGCAUUCAGGUUCAUUUGCAGCUGUCUGAUUGACGUUUUAGACAGACCUGUGAAAGCACUGUUGCAGUAAUGCAAGGAUGGGUUUCCCAAGCUCCUCCUGGGACAUUAGUCCUUUAAUCCUGGAAAUGUUGUUCAGGUGAUAGAAGGUCGACUUUGUUUUGAUGUGCCUCUGAAGGUUAAGGUCUCAUUCCAUCACUACACCCAUAUUUCGGAUCUGAUCUGUGGUUUCUAGCUGUAGUAACUGAAGCUGUCAGUUAACUCUGGAUCGCUCCUGCUUUGGUCAAAAACUAAUUACUUCAGUCCUGUUUUUGUUCAGCUGAAAAAAAUGAUGUCACAUCCACACACUGAUUUGUUCUAUGCAUCUACUCAACACUUAAUACUCUUCUUUGCUGUCUUGUCACAUUAGGUGGACGGCCAUAUCUUGGCAGGUUUGUAGUUAUACAUAUUUUUAGAUGAUUGAUUGAUUGAUUGAUUGAUUGAUUGAUUGACUGAAUAGAGCUCUGUGAGAAGUUCAAAGCUUGAGAUAUUGUUUUAUAACCUAACCCUGCUUUAAACGUCUCCACAUCUUUACCCCAUAUGUGUUUGCUGUGUUCCUUGGUUUUCAUGAUGUUUUUUAUUCACUGACUCGAACAAACCGCUGAGGCCUACAAAGAACAGUUGUUGAUUUUAAUAAUGGGUAUUAAGCUAAGGAGGGCUAAUUACACUUUUCAGUUGUAAACAAAAUAAAAAAAAGGUGUAUUAUUUUUCUCCCACUUCAUAAUUAUCUUCCACCUUGGGUUGGUAUAUCACAUGAAAUCCCAAUAAAUUACACCAUGUUUUGUAGUUGUAAUGCAAUAAAAUGUGAACAAGGAUAUAGGAUAUUUUUGAAGGGCACUGUUAAAAGAGGGAAGCAAAGUAUUUAUAUAUCUUUUGCAACAAACUUUGGGAGACCAUAUUAAAAAGAAAAGCACACAUAAAUCCAGUUCUAAAUGCCUAAACCUGCAGCACCAACAGCAAAAUAGUAGUAAACACGCAUAAAAGGACAGGGCACGCUCUCCUUUUUCUUUGUGACAUGACAAAUGAUCCUGUGAGCGGCUUAAUGAGGCCUGCUGCUUGCAGCUAUCUUGACAUUGUGCUAUUUAAAUAAGCAGUAACCUUCCGCAAAGCAUCCAUGUCAGAGAUUAAUAUGUGGGAUCUGCCUGAAUGAAGAUGAUGCAAAGAGGCACGUUCAGUACAAAGUGAACCUUUUUGUCUUGCUUUCGUACACAAGGUGUCAAGUGUUUUGUCAGCUUGGCAGUUUUGCCAUGACUGUGACAUUUUAUGAUGCAAAUAAUAGGUGCUGUUGUUUACAGAAGAGGACUGAACAUGCUGUGGAAAAUAUUUGCAAGAAGAAACAGAACUGGACUGCAAUUCCUUACAAGCUACUUUCAAGAACUAGAAGAUAAGAAAUUAUAUUUUGUCAGUGUUUAUAAGCUUGUGAUGUUUUCUGUGUUUUAUACAUGCAUAUUACUGUGUAUUCUUUUGAUAAAGUAGACGUUGAAAGUGAGACUUUCUGUCUGCUGCAGUUCUUUUGAAAAGGUCUGAUCCCAUGCCAACAUGUUUCCUCCACCACAGAUAAUCCUUUGUUAUCUGGUGGCUGCUGUUUUUGGAAAAUUAUUCUGUAAUGGAGAAAAAAACGACAAAAAAUACAGGGUUCCUACUCAGCCUAGAAAAAUAUGGAAAAGUAUGGAAAAAACAGAAAAAAAUGUAAUUUCUCAGAAUGUUCCCUGUUACAUUGUCAAAAGGUUCUAUUCAUUCAUUCCACUUGUCUUGUCUGCAUCAGUCUGUCUGUCCUCCAUCCAUCUGUUUGUCCAACAAUCCAUCCUUCUGGUCCUUUAUCCAUCUGUCCAUACAUCAUUCCAAAAAAAAAACAUCUUUCAUUGCAAUUUUUCCUACCAAAACGUGGAUCAGUUUGCAUCCUUGUUGGGGAUGUUUUUUACCCAUUUUAAGUAGCAACCAUAUAAAGCAGUUACCUUUCAUCUAUAUUCUGCUGGAAGGAAGUUUUGUAUUUUUAUUUUUAUUAUUAUUGUAAUCUGCAGACAGGUCUAUCUGUGGUCAUCUAUUAUUUAUCUAUUUAAAAUAUAACUAAUUGGGAUUUAUACCUAAAGAUUUUCACCAAAGCUUGUUGAUAUUGCAGCUUCAGCUAGUUUUUCCUCAUGAUUUAUCCUGCCUGUUACCCUAAAGACCUUUUGAUUCCGACAGAUGGCCAAACAGCUUGUCUAUCCCUAUAAACUCCUUGUUUGUUCUACAUUUCUGUCCCACGCCAUCCAUUGUCCACAUUUAAACUGAAGAACACCAAGCUUGAUUCCUCUAAAUACCAUCAGGUUAAUUUUAGGUUGUCUUUUAACUUCAUAAAACGCUCCAGCAGCUUUGUUCAACCACAUUUUUUAACGUUUAGCGCUGAAUGUCAUACACACAGUCAAGACUAAUCAGGUCAGGACGCUGAACCUGCUAAUAAUCCCGUUACUCGUAGCUGUGUGCAUGUAAUUGGAUUAGACAACGCUGCACGAGUGACCUGCAGCCGUGUAUCUGAGUAAUCCUUUUCACCUGACAGAGGACGGUGUAUGUCUGGGGUCAUCUGUCAUCGUGGACAAACUUUCAUGAUUCACUGAAGCUAGAAACACAAUAAUCAAUAAAAUCCGUAACUGAUUAUCCAUAUAGUUUGUUGUAUACCUUGAUAUAAUGUGUGUGAGCACUUAAUAAGUAAUAGAUGAGUGAAAGUGUAACCUUAAGGUCCAUUUAAUCCUCCUUGCCCAACAGCCAUCUGUUUACAAAGUAAUGCCAACUUGAAUUGCAACAAAUAGAAAAACUAAACAAUCAGUGAGGUUUCCUCUCUACUAUAGCUUUACCUUCAAUGAUUUUGGUCAAUUCUUAUCUUUAGGCUGUUUUUAAAGCUCUUGGUUGCAAAAGAUUUCAGUGUGUCUGCCACAAAUGAAUGCUGUUUUUUGUGGACAUAUUGAAACCAGUUUGGUGCUGACUUUGGUUUUUCCUGAGGGUGAAUUGUUUUGAAAAGCUCCGACUUUACUAUUUAUACUGUUCCUAUCUAAACAAACUGCAAUUUAUUUUCUUGGGAUUUUAUGUGAUAGGCCAACGUAAAAUAGUACGUAAUUGUAGUGUAAUUUAGGAAAAAUAAGUCAGUGCUGUGUAGAACCACCUCUUGCUGCAUGGCUCUGCCAGCUUUACACAUCUAGAGACUAGAUGUUUUUACCAUUUUUUUUUUUUGUUCUGUUUGCACAAUAGAUCAAACUCAAUCAUACUGGAUAGCGAGUGUUUUUCUACAUCAAUUUUCAAGUCCUGCCACAGAUUAUCAGUUAAACUCAGAUCUGGACUUUGACUAGGUCAUUCUAACACAUGUAUAUACUUUGAUGUUGUGGCUAUUGUAUAUUUAGGGCCUUGUAUUUAGCCCUAUGCACAUUCCCGUCAUCUCCGACCAACUGUUCUGUCCAUGCUGAAAAAAGACAUUCCCAUAUCAUGAUGCUACCACCACUGUGUUCCACCAAUGGGAUGUGGUGUUCAGGAGGAUGUGCUGUUUUGUAUGUAGGUCAAAAAGUUCACCUUAUGUGUCACUUCCCUCUGUUUCAUCAGUAGGUUUCUGCUUGGUAUUCUUCUGUUAAGGCCAGACUUGAGGGCACAAUGAAUCAUUAAUGCGGUCAACAUAUUCUUCCACCUGAGCUGUGAUCCCCGUAGCUCCUCCAGAGUUACCAUAAGCUUCUCUGCUCUGAUUAUUGCUUUCUUCUGUACAAUGUACGGUUAUGAAGGCUAUUGAAUUUACAAGGAAUCAGCACUCACUGUAGAUCAUUCUUUAACAAACAAGAGACAGUUUAUCUUCUUUUACUGAUGGUCCUACACAGAUUUUAUCUUUAGAUCUAAUUACCUGUUAUACUCUUAAUUAUUCUGCGAUGGACUGGCAACCUGUCCAGGGUGUAUCCCGCCUUCCGCCUAUAGACUGCUGGAGAUAGGCACUAGCUUCCCCGCGACCCACUAUAGAAGAAGCGGUAGAAGAUGACUGACUCACUGACUGACUGACUCUUGAUUAUUCAGUUGUACUCCUGGUUCAUUCACAUUUUUACCUACAUUAAAACAAAAAGAGAGAUCCACAGGGAGCCCUGGUUCCUGGUGCAUUAAAUGCUCUCACUGACAUUCCUGUCAUUUUAGGUGACUGUCAUGUCUUGCUGGAUUUGCAGCUCUGCUAUAUACUUUAUGUAACAUGGCAAUGUAUUGAACAGUGCUCUGUGACAUGUUCAAAAAUUGGGAUAUUGUUUCAUAAUUUUUCUACUAAGAAUAAACUUCACAAGGUCAAUUUUGUUAACUUUAAUUAGGUGACCUCUGAAGGCAUUAUUUUCACUGUAUUUUAUUAAUGGGUAUACAUAACAAAUCAAAUAAAACAUGUUUAAGUUUUUUUUUAUGAUUAAAUGUGGAAACAUUCA